UCUGGGGAAGGGAUACCUGCCUGACGACCAGCAUAGGCUGCUUCCGCUGAUGUUAGAAAUGAGAGGUUAUAAUACUCAUGUUGUUCUUAGUACGUACAUAGUCAUGGGGUAAAUUAUUUCGUUGUAGCUCGAAAGGCUCGUCUAAGCGCCUAAGCUUCUCGGCUUGCGACGAUCGAGAUCAGGGUCUUUCUUGUCUACCCUUUUCAGCUUGAGCGAAGUCAAAAGUAGUAGGAAAUCGUGUGUCAUAUUAUUUCAGUGGUAUUUAAUUAGUCUUAGUUAUUCCUCAUUCGUCUCCAGCUCAUACGACUACCAGGCAUCUCAUACACCAGACUACUAGGUUCGUUGGAGGCGCCUCAAAACUCGAAUUAUCGUUGGGCGACAAUGGAUGCUGGCGGAUCGUCGCAGGGUCGCAACCGUCGCUCGGCGAUUUUCCCGGUCGUGUUCGCCCUCGGGAUUGUCGCAUUGUCGUCGGUGCUCCUGUACCUGCAAGAGGCUGGCGCGCUGGGGAGGAGCCAGGGGAGCAACGCUGCUUGUGCGGUGUGGGAUGAUAAGGUGGUUCCGCUUCAGGAGCAAAUCGCGCAUCUGGACCAGCAGCUGGCGUCCCUCACGGAAAGCAUCAGGACUCACCAGCAGUCGUUGCUGGAAAGGGAGCAGCUACCGUCAGCUGCCACGGAUGCUGACGGGGCCGGGGCUGGCGCUGACGUGGCGUUUGGCGAUGCUGACCUGGCACGGCCGGCGCGGCGAGUGGCUCUCGACCUGGUUGAAAUGAUUGGCAAGACACACCUGGACGCCCCUCGCCUGAAGGAGCUGAUCGAGCCCAUGGCAAAGCGCGUGGGCAAGUGGGUGCAGGAUAAGGUGCAGGACGCAUGCCAGCCAUGCCGCCCCUGCAACUCCACCAUAGUGCUUGUGGGCAAGCCCUGUCGGCUUAACGCCUUCCCCACUGCAUGCCAAAGGAGGCUGUCCCCCGCUGAGGUGGACGAUGAGGAGGAUAUGGAAGGGCCGAGCGACGACAGGGUGGAGGGGGAAGUUGGGGAGGCGGGGGGAACAGGAAGAAGGAGUUUGGGGCCGGGUGAUGACAGGGUGGAGGGGGAAGGAGGAGGGGCAGGAGGAACGGGAAGGAGGAGUUUAUUCGGUUGGAGGGGGAAGGCCUUGGAAGGAUCGGAUGACGACAGGGUUGAUGCGAUGAGAGGAGGGGAAGCAAAAGGGGCGGGGAUAAACGAAGCGGAGAUGGAGGAAGGGACGAUGGAAGGAGGGGAGGUGGAAAGGGGGGAGGUGGAAACAGGGGAGGUGGAAACAGGGGAGGUGGAAACAGGGGAGGUGUAUGGAGGAGGCAGGGAGGAAGGGGAGGUGGAGGCGGGACGAGCAGGUGGUGGAGGAAGGUCGCUCUUGCAAUGGGGGGGUUGGGGUGGGAAGGGCAAAGGGGGCAAGGGGGAGGGCGAGCGAGAAGGGAGGAGUGUGUGCAAGAGGGUAUCUCCCUUGCACGCGAUCCUCGCAGCAGACUCCGCAGAUAGGAGGAAGCUGAUGAGGGAGCAGGAGGAGAGCAGCAGGAAGAGGCCGCUGUGCCGAGAUGGCACGAGUCCGGGGUACUGGAGGGACUACAGCACGUGGGAGCCGUACAACUGCCGAUACAGGGAGUACACGAAGCAGGAGGUGCGCAAGUGCCUGCGCCACAAGUGGGUGCACUUCUUUGGAGACUCCACCACCCGCCACCUGGCUGCAGAGUUCUCGCGCCUGGCAGGAGUGCAGCGCAGGGCGUGGGACUCGGACAAGAACAGGACCGCCCUCAUGGACACGGGCGAUGGGGACGACAACUCGCCCCUGCCCAGGAUUACCUACCUCUUCCGAGGGAAGAUGGCGCACCAGCGACACCCCAUCGCCGGCGUCCCCCCUGAAAGGGACCUGAACAACGAUUUCCUAGAGGCGUUCAGAGACCCCAGUGCGAAGCAGCCCGACACCAUGGUGAUGAGCAUAGGGGCGCACGAGGUGAUCGGGUGGACCAGGAGGCCCCCGCCCGACCUAGACCUGCGCACGUUCAAGCGCGACACGGAGGAGGCGAUCGCGCUACUGAAUGGCACGUUCACUAAGGGGAGGCUGGUGUGGUGGAAGGCACACUACAUAUGGCCAGGGAAGGUUCAAGGGCAAGACUACUUCACCGUGCGUACCUUCCACGAGCUCUACCAAGCGUAUGCAUAUAGGCGCAUGGCGCAGCAAGGCUACACUAUGAUGGAUCUCUACCAGACAACCAAGGACAGAUACGACCAAGUCUUUAGAGGGGAUGGCGCACACUACGUCGGCCUGUGCUUGAAGCUCCAUGUGCAGAUUCUAGCGAACACCCUCUGCAACCACUUGCACAAGUCAUGAUAUACUUAAGAAGACUCGUUUUGUAGACCACUUUGCUAGGUUAUAUCCUUGAUAUCUUAGGACACUAGUCACUUUGUAACGAGUACGGCAAUGCUUGGUCACC
Closterium sp. NIES-67 is the source of this 2464-nucleotide messenger RNA. Lineage: Eukaryota; Viridiplantae; Streptophyta; Zygnematophyceae; Desmidiales; Closteriaceae. The record is from the annotation of a GenBank genome assembly.